Messenger RNA from Meriones unguiculatus (Mongolian gerbil), 1982 nucleotides. RefSeq names its product alpha-2-glycoprotein 1, zinc-binding (gene Azgp1). The transcript is spliced from 4 exons. Gene Ontology annotation, biological process: immune response. Gene Ontology annotation, cellular component: external side of plasma membrane. Bases 100 to 1023 code for a protein of 307 amino acids. Lineage: Eukaryota; Metazoa; Chordata; Mammalia; Rodentia; Muridae. The record is from RefSeq and is a predicted model, not a curated record.
UCUCAUUGGCUGUGGAGUCACCUCCCCCAGGCAGGAUGCCAGGCCUCAGGGAAAGAGCUGUGUUUCCAGUGGAGACUGUCUGCCCAGGCACUAGUAGCGAUGGUACCUGUCCUGCUGUCCUUGCCCCUCCUUCUGGGUCCUACAGUCCUUCAGGAGACUGGGACGUAUUCUCUGAUCUUCCUCUACACUGGGCUGUCCAGGCCCAGCAAAGGCAGCCCCAGGUUUCAAGCCACCGCGUUUCUCAAUGACCAGGCCUUCUUCCACUACAACAGCAACAGCGGGAAGGCAGAGCCUGUGGGAGCGUGGAGCCAGGUGGAAGGAAUGGAGGACUGGGAGAAGGAGAGCCACCUUCAGAGGGCCAGGGAGGAGAUCUUCCUCAUGACCCUGAAAGACAUCAUGGACUAUUACAAGGACAGUGCAGGGUCUCACACCUUUCAGGGAAUGUUCGGUUGUGAGAUCUCGAACAACCGAAGCAGUGGAGCAUUCUGGAGGUACGCCUACGACGGGGAGGAUUUCAUCGAAUUCAACAGAGAAAUCCCGGCCUGGAUCCCCUUAGACCCAGCAGCUUCAAACACCAAGCUGAAGUGGGAGGAAGAAAAAGUUUACACACAGCGAGCCAAGGCAUACCUGGAGGAGGAGUGCCCAGCAAUGCUGAAGAGGUACCUGAACUACAGCAGAUCUCACCUGGACCGAAAAGCUCCACCGACUGUGACAAUCACCAGCCAUGCAGCCCCAGGAAGAAAGAGGAUAUUCAGAUGCCUGGCCUAUGACUUCUACCCACAAAGAAUUAGUCUGCGCUGGAACCGGGCCAGCAAGAUGAUGGCAUCGGGUCCAGGACAAGGAGUUUUUCCCAAUGGAAAUGGCACUUACCUCUCCUGGGUGGAGGUGGAAGUCCCCCCACAGGACAGAGACCCCUACUUCUGCCACAUAGAACACAAUGGGGCGUCCCAAUCGCUCUCAGUGCAGUGGGAUGAGACAAAGAGAGCAAAAGCUGAAAGCCAAGUAGUGGCUCUGCCUCAGUAAAUUACCUUCUCUGCCUGACAUGAACUUCAGAAGUCAGCGGCACCAACGAGGUCUGCCAUGGGCAGCUGUACAGCAGCCAGCAAGAACCCGAGGAACAGGCGCGGGGCCGGACGACUUGGAUGCCAAGCACUGAGUCCACUCUCGGUGUCAAAGCACCUUGCCUUGUAAAACCCCUCAUUGAUUAAUCCGUAAACCUUCACAAUUAUUCUAGCACAGCACAGAAAGGCAUUCUAAACCCUGAGAUGUUAUCAAAGUGACGUGACUUGAUCAUGCAUCCUGCCCCGCAUAUUUGAUUCACGUGGAUGUUUUCAUAUGCACACAAAGAUGCUGUCCUAAUAUUUCUGGUGAUGUGAGAAAAUGUCCUGACGAAGGCAGCUUUAAGAGAGAAAAGGGUGUAUCAGACUUACACUUGCAGGUCUCUGUUGUGUGACUCUAUUCUCGGGAAGACAUGAACAAACAUCUGCUACCCAGUUAGGGAACCAACUACAGAUCAAAGUGAAGGGGUUGAAUUAGCGGAACUAACUCUGUGUUGUUUCUCAGACUCCAUCCAAGGUUAGCUUGUCCCUGGAGUACCUUGGUUCCCAGUCUUAAGAUCUGAGAGAGAGAAAAAAAAAAAAAGACUGUUCUCAUCAGCUUGCAGCUAGACACAGCAACUGAGGCAGACUGAUAAAGACAGGGUCUGUAAAGAAAACGUAAGUUGUUCCCAAGGUCGCAGUGUUCUUCUUGGCAAGCUGUUCCUCUCUGUGGUUUGGCCAGAUGCUGUCAACCAACUAGGUCAAAGUGCAUUUCAUUCCUUCACCUUUUGUCCAAUCAUGUAACACCAAAGCUUGGAGGUCCCUGCUUGCGGUUCUUCCCUUUAAAAACCCUGUCUCCCUGUCGCUCUCCCAACCUGCUGUGUCAGGAAGGAUUGCAACCCAGGCUCGAGCUUCUAAUAAAAAUGUUCUCUUGCGUUUGCAUCA